AAGGCGUCAAAUGGACCGCUCCACACCUGAGCUGCCGCCAAGAUAACUCAAUCGGAGCCGGCGCAUUUAAGAAGGCGCCUGUGAGGGUCGCUACUCAGCCGCCGCGCUCCCACUCCGCGUCCCCACUCCGCGCCGCCGCGCCUCUGCCCGCCCCGAAGGUGGACGUGAAGCUCCAACACCUCGACUUCUGGGCCAGCCUCCAUGGCCAGGUCCCGGGACUGCUGGACUGGGACAUGGGGAACGAGCUCUUUCUGGCCUUCACCACAACUCACCUCCCCUUAGCGGAGCAGAAACUUGCCAGGUAUAAACUCCGAAUUGUUAAGCCACCAAAAUUACCCCUAGAGAAAAAACCUAACCCUGAUAAGGAUGGUCCAGAUUAUGAGCCCAACCUCUGGAUGUGGGUAAACCCCAACAUCGUGUAUCCCCCUGGAAAGCUGGAGGUCCCAGGACCUAGGAAGAGGGAGGAUCUGAUAAGCACACUCCCCUCCUCUCAGCCACCCCAGAAGGAGGAAGAUGCCAGCUGCUCAGAGGCCACAGGGGUGGAAUCACUGUCCCAGUCCUCCAGCAAGCAGUCUCCCCCUCGGAAGCGGUUUGCCUUUUCCCCCAGCACCUGGGAGCUCACAGAAGAGGAGGAGGCUGAGGACCAGGAAGACAGCUCCUCUGUGGCUCUCCCAUCCCCUCACAAAAGGGCCCCCCUCCAGAGUCGGAGGCUUCGGCAAGCCAGCAGCCAGGCGGGGAGGCUCUGGUCCCGGCCCCCUCUCAAUUACUUCCACCUAAUUGCCCUGGCAUUAAGAAACAGUUCCCCCUGUGGCCUCAACGUGCAACAGAUCUACAGUUUCACUCGAAAGCACUUCCCCUUUUUCCGGACGGCCCCGGAAGGCUGGAAGAAUACUGUCCGUCACAAUCUCUGUUUUCGAGACAGCUUUGAGAAAGUGCCUGUCAGCAUGCAGGGCGGGGCCAGCACACGGCCUCGAUCUUGCCUCUGGAAGUUGACCGAGGAGGGACACCGCCGCUUUGCGGAGGAGGCCCGCGCCUUGGCUUCCACUCGGCUAGAAAGUAUCCAACAGUGCAUGAGCCAGCCAGGUGUGAAGACGUGCGUGGGCCCAAGGGGAAGAGAGCUGAGGAUCCUGACCCAAGGCCGAGUGUGGAAGCCUGGGUCACACCGUGGCAGUGGGGGGAUGCAUCUUCUAUAGGAAACAGGGAGAUUAACAGUGAUCUGAGACCCUCAGGUGAUGCCUACCUGAGGGGAGACCUCCCCCACCAGUGUGGGAUGUGAUGUGCCAGGAAUCCAUGGGCAAACAACUAAGAGGCAACUUGCCUUACCAAGCCCAGCAGCCUAGGCAAUAGUGAGCACACAACAUGAGAAGCACAGUAAUAGAGGUUAUGUACAAAGAGGACUUGUACUUUCCCUGGAGCAGUGCAGGGAGGCUUCAGAGAAGAGGCAGCAUUUGAGCCUUGAGUGAAAGAAGCAGAUCACCUGCUAUGAGAGAGCAUCCCAGGCCUAGGAAACAGCAAUUGUGAAGGAUAAACUCCUGAACUCUCUUCUUUUCUUACAGAUGUGAUGCCCUUCCUCUUUGAUCUUUAACCCCAAGAAGCAACAGCCAGCUAAUGCUUUAUUAAAAUUACCCUCAGUA
This is a messenger RNA of Pongo pygmaeus (Bornean orangutan), 1634 nucleotides long. It is a transcript of the gene FOXR1, whose product is annotated as forkhead box R1. Gene Ontology annotation, molecular function: sequence-specific double-stranded DNA binding; DNA-binding transcription factor activity. The transcript has 5 exons. The coding region runs from base 234 to 1193 and encodes 319 amino acids. Gene Ontology annotation, cellular component: nucleus. Gene Ontology annotation, biological process: regulation of DNA-templated transcription. The record is from RefSeq and is a predicted model, not a curated record. NCBI's taxonomy places the organism in Eukaryota, Metazoa, Chordata, Mammalia, Primates, Hominidae.